UACGUUUUAUGACAGUUGUUUCUCCAGAGGUUCAUCGCUGUGUAUUUUUUAGGCAUUUUCUCCCUUCCAUCAUGUCUGAAUCAUAUGACUUCUUAUUCAAGUUUCUUGUGAUCGGGAGUGCUGGCACGGGAAAAUCCUGCCUUCUUCAUCAGUUUAUUGAGGGCAAAUUUAAGGCAGAGAGCAACCACACCAUCGGAGUGGAGUUUGGAUCAAAGAUUGUCAAUGUUGGAGGCAAAUCUGUCAAGCUGCAGAUAUGGGACACUGCUGGCCAGGAGAGGUUCAGAUCAGUGACUCGUUCUUAUUACCGUGGGGCAGCCGGAGCAUUAUUGGUGUAUGAUCUGACCUCCCGCGACAGUUAUAAUGCUCUCGGUAACUGGCUUGGUGAUGCACGAACCCUGGCCUCUCCUAACAUCAUGAUCCUGUGUGUCGGGAAUAAGAAAGAUUUGGAGGAAGAACGGCAAGUUACCUUUAUGGAAGCCUCACGAUUUGCACAAGAAAAUGAGCUGAUGUUCAUGGAGGCCAGUGCACUGACUGGGGAGAAUGUAGAAGAAGCUUUCUUGAAAUGUGCCAAGAGUAUCCUUGCUAAGAUAGAAACAGGUGAGCUGGACCCAGAGAGGAUUGGCUCAGGGAUCCAGUAUGGUGAUGCCACUCUCCGUCGCCUUAAUCGAGCAAAUAACCAGCGGCCCAAAGCUGGGACAGAAUGUAUGGGGUCAUCCUGUAGGAUCUGAAGUAUGUCUGUAGGUUUAUAAUGUAUUGCUUGCCUAAUAAUUUAUUAAGGUGUGGUAGUCAGAUGACAUCCAGUUAAGCCAGGUAUAUGACUUAUGUCCAACUAUGUUAGGGCAAGAUUUAUGUUACUAAGACUGCAUCAGUUUCAUUUGUUUUCAGUAGGGUAUUUAUUUUAAUCAGAUAGCCUCAGAGGAACAUUAUUUUAAAUGUUUAACAUCUAGUAAAACAGUGGAUUUUUAUAUGCUGAACAAAGUACUCGACAUGUAAUACAUCCAAUUGUUUUGAGUAAUUCUCCAUCUUUUGUCUUUAUCAAAAAUUUUAAAUAAUUAUGAUGAAAUGCUUGCAUUGCCCCCAUUUAUUUAAUAGUAAGUGUAAAUAUAUUCCUUGCAUAACCCUCUCAGUUCAACAUAUUGCUGUGUACAGUAGUCAUGAGCACCACUGGAGUGUGAUUCAGGCUUCUGAACACAUUUUUAUUGUAAUGGAUCAAUAGAUAUUUCAUACCAAAGGUAUUUCUUCGACUCAAGUGAAGAGUUUUCUUAUUGCAGUCAUAUAUUUUAGAUUACACUGUACCUACAUUUACUUUAUAUGCUGAUUGGAAUGAGACUGCCUACUUGACUAAAGGGAAACAAUCAGGGAAUGUUAUGCAUUACAAUAUACAAUAGUCAGGUAGUUCGAUGUUGUAGGAAGUAACCAUUAGGAGAGUGCGUACCAAAAAUUAAGAUUCCUGAAGAGAUACCAUGAUUCCCAGAGGCAGAGGUGUUUCUUGCCCCACCACAAAGCCUGUAGACUGUGUUCUCUCUCAUUUAGAUUGUGAUACACCAACUCAAUCACUAUAAGUUGUAUAAAUGUAUAUCACAUUAUCACAUAUUAAUGUAAUGUACUGUAUCAGCAUUUACAGUGGUAUUUUAUUUUUUUUUCAUGCUAUAAGGUAAAAAAGAAAAGACCAAACAAAGUACAAGAAUGCUUUUCUGGAAGAAAUCUCGAUGAAAAAAAAUCUUUCUGGGAGAGCCUGCCCCUGAACCAUACUAGCAUUUCCCAUAUUUCAUGUCCUUUGCCUCUAUUUAAGCUGUGUACUGUUAGUACAAGUCUUGACUGACUUACUGAUAGAAUAUUUUACUGAACUGUGACACGGUAUGCAGGAUCUGUGAGUUGUUAAAGGGUGUGCAAUUAUUACUGUUUUUUUUUUUUUAAUUUAAAUCAAUCUCUUAAAAAAAUAAUACUGUAAUUAUCAUAAUAAUACCUGUGUUUAUACAUUCUAUUUUCAUAGCUGUUUGUAGAGAAUAAUCAUUAACCAAUAUGGUGUCUUGAAGCUGUGAUUUGUCAACUCAACAAUUGUAUGCAGCAGCUAUGAGCAGUGCUGGUUAACCCACACUGAUGCAAUUCAGCCAGUUGAAUGGCAGUUGUACCCAAAAUGUGGAUACAGUACUAUACUUAACUCAUUUGGAGUUCAAAUCAGGAAUUGAGGAUAACACCCUCUCACAGGAUCUUCACAUUUAAAAUUUCACCUCCACCUUGAGAUUAUUACCUAUAAGAUCUGAAAACUCAGUCAUUUGGUGAGGGUGGACUUGUUUACUCGGUGAAGACUCUCAAUCCAUCUCGCUGCACCGAGUAUCUCGUCUUAACCCUUCAAGAAAUCUGGUGUGGAUGGCAAAGAUAUGUCUUGUUAAUUUGAUUAAAUUUUUAGAUUCCAGUCACAAGCUUUGAGUACUGGGAGCCUGGAUUUUCAGUAUUGUUGAGUUCCUGACCAUGUCUGAGUCACCUGAUCCUUACUGACUAUACCUGAGUCACCUGAUCCUUGCUGAUUAUACCUGAGUCACCUGAUCCUUACUGACUACACCUAAGUCACCUGAUCCUUGCUGACUAUACCUGAGUCACCUGAUCCUUACUGACUAUGCUUGAGUCACCUGAUUGUUGCUCAAAGUAAGACUCGGGAUCAAUUACCUUUAUUUAUAUCCAGCUUGGGAUCUUGUACAGGUCAUUGUUAAAGAAUAAUUACAGGUAUCCCUCACUAUACAAGUUCCCUCUACGAAUGUUCGCUUAUACAAAUAUUAUAUUCUUACACCUCACUCUCACCAUACGAAGGCUGUUCUUACUUACGAAUAUGGUUCCUUAACGUUAGGUGCCACAUUUAUAUUUUAUUAAUUAUUUAAUUAUUAGGUACUGAAUUACAGUACCUGUAGUUAGGUACUAAUUUACAGUUCUGUAGUUAGGUACUAAUUUACAGUAUUUAGGUAGGUUUUUGUUGUUUGUAAACUAAUUUAAUUUUUUUUAAGUAAAAUAUUGGGUUCUUCCUGGCAUUGGGGAACUGAACCCUAUUUUCCUAUAUGUUAUGUUAUGUUCGAUAUAUAAAUAUUCACUUAACGAAUGGUUUUCAAGGAAUCUAACCCAUUCAUAUAGUGAGGGAUAUACCUGUACUUAAAAAGAUUAUACAUUUUUGGCUCCUGGAAUCACCUCUCCCUUAUAAGAGUGUGAAUACUGUACUACCGGUGUAUCUGUAAACAAAGAGCUUUAUCUACUUUACGAUUGAAGGAGGGAGUGUCAAUAGAGUUUCUGAUAAUGAUUUUUUCAAUUGCUAUUUAAGUUAUAAUUUCUAAAACAAAUUAUUUUUAGGGUAAUGAUGAUGAUUGGUGAUGAUAGUAAGUACAGAUCUGUUUGAUAAAUAUAUAAACAGGUACAUAUAUAUUCUCUAUGGUACUUAUGUAAGAGGUUGUACUGUGUGUGUGUGUGUGUCUGUGUGUUAGUAGCUCUUGGUUCUCUUUAGUAGGUUCUUUAUUAUUUACCAUACACCUUUAACCAUCACAUUUGACAUACAGUAAUUAUAUACAUUUGUGAGUUUCCUUUACUUGUACCCGCACAUUACAAAGGUUCAUAACAUUCCAUUUAAAACGAGGUUAUAGACUUCUGUCACUGUUAGAGUCAAGAGAAAACAAUACUAGUUUAUUUUGUGAUGAUUUUGGAAUGUAUUCUUUUAAGGUAUUUAUGAUCUGUUUGUUUGUCUGUCUGUUUGUGUUUUAUUCUCAUUGUAAUUUAAACUCUUAACCAUGUUUGUCUUACUGGUGAUGGUAAGUACUGAGGUUUAGCCAAUGUACAUUUUAUUUUUUUAUCUGAGAACCCUAAAUGGUCACUAUGCUUUAAGAUGUGCAAUAAACAGAAACUUAAAAAUCACUUGGAAUAUCGACUGAUUUUUAGGAUUCUAUUUACUACACAUCGCAAAAUGUAGUGAUCUUUUAGGGUUCUCGAAUAGAAAAAUUACUCUAUAUAUUUUACCUAUGAAAUAUAAUAUAAAGAAUUUCAUGGAAUAUAUUGUCUCUCAUGCAGUUCUGUAGUCUGGUAAACACUGAAUAUAAAUACUGUAGAUACAAUUACAUGACCUAUUUUAUUUCAAUAGUAAGUCUAAGUUAAAUGAAAUCUCAUGUGUAUGAUUGAAGGUUGUGAGGAGGCAUUAGGUACAGUACUCAUGAUGUUAACUUAGUACUGAGGAGGAGUGAUUUAUAGGGUAGACAAUUGCAUAGCUUUCCUAUGUGGGCCGGAGUUGCUUCAUAGAUUAAAACUUUCAACAUC
Homarus americanus (American lobster) is the source of this 4287-nucleotide messenger RNA. It is a transcript of the gene Rab4, whose product is annotated as ras-related protein Rab-4B-like. The record is from RefSeq and is a predicted model, not a curated record. Gene Ontology annotation, molecular function: GTP binding; GTPase activity. The transcript is spliced from 6 exons. Lineage: Eukaryota; Metazoa; Arthropoda; Malacostraca; Decapoda; Nephropidae. The coding region runs from base 9 to 728 and encodes 239 amino acids. Gene Ontology annotation, biological process: Rab protein signal transduction; regulation of endocytosis. Gene Ontology annotation, cellular component: endosome.